Molecule: messenger RNA, 1173 nt
Organism: Naumovozyma dairenensis CBS 421
Lineage: Eukaryota; Fungi; Ascomycota; Saccharomycetes; Saccharomycetales; Saccharomycetaceae
Gene: TOM40
Product: TOM complex pore protein TOM40
Exons: 1
Coding region: 1-1173 (390 amino acids)
Biological process (GO): protein import into mitochondrial matrix
Cellular component (GO): mitochondrial outer membrane translocase complex; mitochondrial outer membrane
Molecular function (GO): transmembrane protein transporter activity
Source: RefSeq, a predicted model, not a curated record
AUGUCUUCUGCUCCUGUAUCAAUGUCAGAUUUCAACAAACUUCCAACCGAUCCAAACGUCUCUCCAAUGACUAUCGAACAAUCUAAGGGAAGUUUCUGGUCUUCUAACCCACUUUCAAGUUAUGUCAUAGAUACUUAUAACCAAGUACAAGCUCACAGAAAGGGUCUUUCUCUAGUGAACCCAGGUACAGUGGAAAAUUUGAAUAAAGAAGUCUCUCGUGACGUUUUCUUAUCUCAAUAUUUCUUUACAGGGUUAAGAGCUGAUCUAAAUAAGGCAUUCGCUUUAAAUCCUGCCUUCCAAACUUCUCAUACUUUUUCCAUUGGAUCAACUAACUUACCAAACUAUGCAUUCUCAGCUCUUUUCGCAGAUGAUAACCUUUUCGUUCAAGGUAAUUUAGAUAACGACAUGUCAUUAUCUGGUAGAUUUAAUUACGGUUGGGACAAAACAAACAUUUCCAAGGCAAACAUACAAAUCGCCAAUGGCCAACCAACAAUGUGCCAAUUAGAACAAGAUUACCAAGCUUCCGAUUUCUCCAUCAAUUUGAAGACAUUAAAUCCACAAUUCGCCACAAAGGAUGGUAGUUUCACAGGUGUCGCCGUGGGUUCCCUUCUACAAAGUAUUACUCCACAAUUGGCUCUUGGUCUUGAAGUCCUUUACUCCAGACCUCAAGCAAUUGCUCCAGCUGAUGCAGGUGUAUCAUAUUUAACCCGUUACGUCUCUAAGAAACAAGAUUGGAUCUUUUCAGGCCAAUUACAAGCUAGUGGUGUCCUUGUUGCCUCCUUCUGGAGGAAAAUUACUCCAAAUGUGGAAGCUGCCAUUGAAACUACUUUACAAGCCGGUAUGGUUCCAAUUACUGAUCCUGUUGUUGGCACUCCAAUUGGUAUCCAACCAACAGUCGAGGGAUCCACUACUAUUGGUGCUAAGUAUGAAUAUAGACAAUCUAUCUUCCGUGGGAUUAUAGAUUCCAACGGGAAAAUUGGUUGUUUCUUAGAAAGAAAAAUCUUACCAACUUUAUCUGUCUUAUUCUGUGGUGAAAUUGAUCAUUUCAAAAAUCAAAGUAAAUUAGGUUGUGGGCUACAAUUUGAAACUGCAGGAAAUCAAGAAUUAUUAAUGAUGCAACAAGGUUUGGAUGUAGAUGGUAAUCCAUUACAAUCAAUGCCACAACAAGCUUAA